Oppia nitens is the source of this 1969-nucleotide messenger RNA. Its product is annotated as E3 ubiquitin-protein ligase ariadne-1-like. Lineage: Eukaryota; Metazoa; Arthropoda; Arachnida; Sarcoptiformes; Oppiidae. Gene Ontology annotation, biological process: ubiquitin-dependent protein catabolic process; positive regulation of proteasomal ubiquitin-dependent protein catabolic process; protein polyubiquitination. Gene Ontology annotation, molecular function: zinc ion binding; ubiquitin conjugating enzyme binding; ubiquitin protein ligase activity. Gene Ontology annotation, cellular component: ubiquitin ligase complex; cytoplasm. The coding region runs from base 187 to 1806 and encodes 539 amino acids. The transcript is spliced from 3 exons. The record is from RefSeq and is a predicted model, not a curated record.
CAAUGUAUGUAAUGUUAAUAACUCAGAGUUUUUUCUAACUAUAAGUAAAUCUAAUAAUAAUUUAGUGUUUGAUUUGUUUUGAAUGACUUGAAUAUCAUAUAUAAAAAAGAUUUAGAUUUUUUCAAUUUGAAAGCACUGUUUAAUUGUGAAGUGAAAGUCAAGAUUACAAUUAUAAUACAAGAAGUCAUGGAUACCGAUGAUUAUGAUUUGUCGUACGAAUCCGAUAGUGAAGAAGACAUUGUUGAGGUCGUCGUCGACAACAACGACGGACGUAGUAAAGAAUGUACGGYCAGAUCGAUAGCUGUUGGCGGCGGAGAYCAUUCGGGUCAUAGCGAAGAAGAUCAACUGAUGGACGACACACCACUCGAUAUCGCCGAUGAUAUACUCGAAGCCGAACCCGAAUCAAGUGUUCGUAUAAGAGAUAAAUACCAUGUAUUGAGUUUAGACGAGAUUACAGAACUUAUGAACCAAUCGAUCAGUGAAAUACAGUCCGUCAUCAGUGAUCAGCCAAAUAAUAUUAUAAGAAUAUUAUUGAAUUACUUUAAUUGGGAUCAAACAAAACUAUUGGAAAAGUAUUUUGAUUCAGACAAAGAACAACUCUUCAAUGACGCCCACAUUAUCGAUACGAACAAACCGUCGACAUCUUCGGCCAACAAGAAGAACAAACACAAUGAACUGGUCUGUUUGAUCUGCUAUAAUGAUGUAACCAUUGAUGAUAUGACAUCGAUAUCUUGUGGCCACGAAUUUUGUUUUUAUUGUUGGCGACAAUACCUAACAAACAAAAUUAUUAGCGAAGGCGUCUGUAACGGAAUCAGUUGCGCACAAAACGGAUGCGAUAUUAUUGUCGACGACAAUACCAUUACUAAUAUUAUUAAAAAUGAAAAAGUUUUAGUCAAAUAUAGAUAUUUAAUAACAAACAGUUUUGUCAGUUCAAAUCGAUUUCUCAGAUGGUGUCCAACACCAGACUGUAUGAGUGCCAUCAAAGUUGACAAUUAUAUUGAAUUUAUUCCCAUUGAAUGCAAGUGUGGCGCCGUUUUCUGCUUUAUUUGCGGCGAGAAAUGGCACGAACCGACCCGUUGUGAUGUACUUAAGAGUUGGCAAAAGAAGUGUUUGGGAGAAUCUGGAGAGAAGAUUGACUGCGAGACUGCCAAUUGGAUUCUGUCUUUUACUAAGGAAUGUCCCAAAUGCAAGGCUGCCAUCGAGAAGAAUGGUGGCUGUAAUCAUAUGACUUGUCGUAAUCUUCAGUGCAGAUUUGAGUUCUGUUGGAUCUGUUUAGCCGAUUGGUCCAAACAUGGCUAUCAACAGAGCUGUAAUAAGUAUGAAGAGAGCAAAGAGACUCAGACAGCACGAGCUCGACUCCAACGAUACAUUCAUUACUGGACACGAUUUCAUAAUCAUCAGCAAAGUCUCAAUUGCGAAAAGAAAUUGAUUGCCGAAGUGAACAAUAAGAUGGAAGAAUUGCAAUUUCUGAAAAUGACUUGGGUUGAGGUCCAGUUUCUUAUGAAUGCAUUUACUACUCUAUGUAAUUGCAGACAAACACUUAUGUAUACCUAUCCGUUUGCAUAUUAUCUAAAACGAAGCAAUCAAUCGUAUAUUUUUGAAGACAAUCAGUCGAAUCUCGAAGUAAUGGUCGAAAGGUUGUCUGAACUCAUGGAAAAGGAUCUGCAAGAAGUCAAAGAUAUUACAGAAAUGAAGAAAGAAGUUAUUAAUAUAAGCAGAUAUGUUGAGGACAGACGCAAAGUGCUGUGCGAUCAUGUGGUUGAAGGUUAUGAUCGGGAUAUUUGGGAGUUUGAACGCUUGGAUUAAUACAAAGGGCUACUUAAUCACUGCCAUUAAUGAGUCAAUUAUUACCACAAUUUAUGGAUAAUUUCUAUGAAAUUGCCACCCAUUUGAUUGAUUGUAAAGUUUUAUCUGAUAAUUAUGUAUAAGUGAUCGGUAUAUUAAUGAUUAAUAUAGUAUAUAUAUAUAG